GCCGGAGGUGGAGCGGCGGGAGCCAGAGCCCGGGAGCGCAGGGCGCACAGCCAGUUCUCGGAGUGUCCGGAGCGAUCGGGAGCCACGAUGUGCGGAAUCUUUGCUUACAUGAACUACAGAGUUCCCAAGACAAGGAAGGAGAUUUUUGAAACCCUUAUCAAGGGCCUGCAGCGUCUAGAAUACCGGGGCUACGACUCGGCAGGUGUGGCCAUCGAUGGGAAUAAUCACGAAGUCAAGGAAAGACACAUCCAGCUAGUGAAGAAAAAGGGGAAAGUGAAGGCUCUGGAUGAAGAGCUUUACAAACAAGAUAGCAUGGACUUGAAGGUGGAGUUUGAGACACACUUUGGCAUUGCACACACUCGCUGGGCCACCCAUGGGGUCCCCAAUGCAGUCAACAGCCACCCACAGCGCUCAGACAAAGACAAUGAGUUUGUUGUCAUCCAUAAUGGGAUCAUCACGAAUUACAAAGAUCUGAGGAAAUUUCUGGAAAGCAAAGGCUACGAGUUUGAGUCAGAAACAGACACGGAAACCAUUGCCAAGCUGAUUAAAUAUGUAUUUGACAACAGAGAGACUGAGGACAUCACAUUUUCAACAUUGGUCGAAAGAGUCAUUCAGCAGUUGGAAGGUGCGUUUGCAUUGGUUUUCAAGAGUAUUCACUACCCAGGAGAAGCUGUUGCCACAAGGAGAGGCAGCCCAUUGCUCAUCGGAGUGCGGAGCAAAUACAAACUCUCCACGGAGCAGAUCCCCGUCUUAUAUAGGACAUGCAAUAUCGAGAAUGUGAAGAAUAUCUGUAAAACAAGAAUGAAGAGACUGGACAGUUCCACCUGCCUGCACGCUGUGGGCGAUAAAGCAGUUGAAUUCUUUUUUGCUUCAGAUGCAAGUGCCAUCAUAGAACACACCAACCGGGUCAUCUUCCUGGAAGAUGAUGACAUCGCCGCAGUGGCCGACGGGAAACUCUCCAUUCACCGAGUUAAGCGCUCAGCUAGUGAUGACCCCUCUCGAGCCAUCCAGACUUUGCAGAUGGAACUGCAACAAAUCAUGAAAGGUAACUUCAGUGCAUUUAUGCAGAAGGAGAUCUUCGAGCAGCCAGAAUCCGUUUUUAAUACCAUGAGAGGUCGGGUGAAUUUUGAGACUAACACAGUUCUCCUGGGUGGCUUGAAGGACCAUUUAAAAGAGAUUCGACGAUGCCGAAGGCUCAUUGUUAUCGGCUGUGGAACCAGCUACCACGCCGCUGUGGCUACACGACAAGUUUUGGAGGAACUUACUGAGCUCCCUGUGAUGGUUGAGCUUGCCAGCGAUUUUCUGGACAGGAACACACCCGUGUUCAGGGACGAUGUUUGCUUUUUUAUAAGCCAAUCAGGUGAGACUGCAGACACGCUCCUGGCAUUGCGCUACUGUAAGGACCGUGGUGCACUGACUGUGGGCGUCACCAACACUGUGGGCAGCUCCAUCUCCCGGGAGACCGACUGCGGAGUCCACAUCAAUGCAGGGCCAGAGAUUGGGGUGGCCAGCACCAAGGCUUACACCAGUCAGUUCAUCUCUCUGGUGAUGUUUGGUUUGAUGAUGUCUGAAGACCGAAUUUCUCUACAGAACAGGAGGCAUGAGAUCAUCCGGGGCCUCAAAUCUUUACCUGAGCUGAUCAAAGAAGUAUUGUCACUGGAUGAGAAGAUCCAUGACCUGGCCCUGGAGCUCUACACACAGAGGUCACUCCUGGUGAUGGGGCGGGGCUAUAACUAUGCCACAUGCCUGGAAGGAGCCUUGAAAAUUAAAGAGAUCACCUACAUGCACUCAGAAGGUAUCCUGGCUGGAGAGCUGAAGCAUGGGCCCCUGGCGCUCAUUGACAAGCAGAUGCCUGUUAUCAUGGUCAUCAUGAAGGAUCCUUGCUUUGCCAAAUGCCAGAAUGCCCUACAGCAGGUCACGGCCCGCCAGGGUCGCCCAAUCAUACUGUGCUCAAAGGAUGAUACUGAAAGUUCUAAGUUUGCAUAUAAAACCAUCGAGCUGCCCCACACUGUGGACUGCCUCCAGGGCAUCCUGAGCGUGAUUCCACUUCAACUUCUGUCUUUCCACCUGGCUGUUCUCCGAGGCUAUGACGUUGACUUCCCCAGAAACCUGGCCAAGUCUGUCACUGUGGAAUGAGAACAAGACAAUGGGGAGACCAUCAUCACCUUUAGUCUGAUUCAAGACCUGAACCAACUCCAAGGAAGCCACGAGGGAAAAGGAGUGGGCUUCCACUUGUCCCACAUGCUCCCAGUAAAGCUUGAGAGCUUCGACGUGCCUUGUACCCAAGUGCUUUUGCUUACAGCAAAUGCUGUUUCUCUGUGUCCUGAAGUCACUGAGGAGAAGGGAUUGUUGUUUACACACAGGGAUCAGAGCAGACUUUUCCACUACUGUGCAAUAGAGAUACUGCUCUCUUCAGAGUAACUGUGAACCUUUUUAAACCAACACUAGCUAAUUUUAAAAGAUGAAAUAUUUAUAAUGUUGAUUGUAUAGCUUCUAAGUUAUUUUUCUAGUAUGCAGCUUUCUGUAGCCAUGGUUAACACCCAGACUGAGCAUCCUGGCUACCCAGGGCACUGUCUCUGGGCUCACUCCUGGUGAGUGUCAGUCAUUUCAGAUUUGGGCACAAGGCAUUGGCCCUCUGACUCCUUUCCCUCCCUCUGGACGCUGCUCUUGAUUUCUGACAUCAGUGAGUCACCUCUACUCUUCCAUGCCUCCUAUUGAGCCCAGUUGAAAUCUCUAUUCCUUUCAACAUUCUCCAAUGACUCAAAUCCCUCCAACUCUCCGACUUCUGCUUAAUCAUAUCAUGGUUGUUUUUAAGUCCAGGUGGCAUUUUGGUCCCUGCUCCCUUCUCAUAGUAAGACAGCUUGAAAUGCCUGUGCAAGAGGGUAGUUCCAAUGAGCCUGCCCUGCUCCAUUUAAAAGCGUGCACAAUCAAUGUACUAUGCAAUUUUAAAAAACAAUAAAGACAGUAUGAAUUUUUUUUUG
This is a messenger RNA of Nannospalax galili (Upper Galilee mountains blind mole rat), 2981 nucleotides long. RefSeq names its product glutamine-fructose-6-phosphate transaminase 2 (gene Gfpt2). Bases 88 to 2136 code for a protein of 682 amino acids. The record is from RefSeq and is a predicted model, not a curated record. The transcript is spliced from 19 exons. Lineage: Eukaryota; Metazoa; Chordata; Mammalia; Rodentia; Spalacidae. Gene Ontology annotation, molecular function: L-glutamine:D-fructose-6-phosphate transaminase (isomerizing) activity; carbohydrate derivative binding. Gene Ontology annotation, biological process: UDP-N-acetylglucosamine metabolic process; fructose 6-phosphate metabolic process; carbohydrate derivative biosynthetic process.